ACAGGCGAGAUAUUGGUUUUUAGAAGAAAGCAGCCAUGUUUUUCUAAUCCUGGACAAUCCCUUUAAGGGCUUGUACAGGUUCCAUGUAGAUUAACGGAAAUGCCCAUAUCUAUCUCCACAGAAGUAUCCGGUCUUGGAUCUGACAUGAACAAGUUUGUGCUCUUUAUCUUGGUCUGGACAUGUUACCUCCAGUGCAGGACGAUCCGUGGUGGCACCGGCGCCCCCGUUCGUCAGAAACGUGGUGUGUUGGAUCUGCUGGUCACCCUGUGGUGCUACAGAAGCAGGCUCAAAGUGCCCCUGCUAGGCAUCAACCUGUACGGUUGCUACUGCGGCACGGGAGGGACGGGAGCGGCCGUCGACGACGUGGACAGAUGUUGUCUUCUCCAUGACUGCUGCUACCGCUAUUCCAGGCUGGACCUGCAGUGCCACAGUAAGGUAAAGUGGCAAUUCUAUAAUUUUUCGUGUGGCGAGACCCAGACGCAAUGCCAUUCCUCCACCGUGUGCGGCCGGAUGGCCUGCGAGUGCGACAAGCAGUUUGCGGAAUGUCUGACCGAGGCGAAGCCCAAGAGGAAGCAUUUCUUCUAUAACAAGAAGGACAUGUGUGUUGGUCCUCAUGACGCCUGCCCAGAACUUCACCCAAACCUCACGGCUAUACUACAGCAGACCCAGAACCUGACCGACCCAGACGGCAGCACCGCCAAGAGCAGGAAGAAGAGAUGGAGAAGAAGACAGAAGUCCGAAAAGGGUGAAGAGUGGCAAGGCGUCGACGCGUCUCCUCUGUGGAUAUAAUACCGGAAGGACUCGGUGCAUUAAAUUAAUAAUGUGCAUGAAGUUUUUAGAUGUUAAAGUGUUUUUCCAGGACUUCGAUAUUGAUGACCUAUCCUCAGGCUAGGUCAUCAAUAUCAGAGCGGUGGGGGUCCGACACCCUGCACCCCCCACCGCUCAGAUGUUUCGGGCAGUAGUCAGUGAGGGAAACUAUUCAGUUUAUGGAGAGGGAAGCACGACUCCAUGUAGUGGCCGUUCUGGGGUACUGCAGCUCCGCUCCCAUUCAGGAAGCACAGGAAACGAGAGUGUGUACGGAACCUACUGUAAACUGUAUC
Bufo bufo (common toad) is the source of this 1100-nucleotide messenger RNA. Its product is annotated as basic phospholipase A2 Vb-2-like. Gene Ontology annotation, biological process: lipid catabolic process; phospholipid metabolic process; arachidonate secretion. Bases 100 to 789 code for a protein of 229 amino acids. Lineage: Eukaryota; Metazoa; Chordata; Amphibia; Anura; Bufonidae. The record is from RefSeq and is a predicted model, not a curated record. Gene Ontology annotation, molecular function: calcium ion binding; phospholipid binding. The transcript has a single exon.